Molecule: messenger RNA, 1830 nt
Organism: Ruditapes philippinarum (Manila clam)
Lineage: Eukaryota; Metazoa; Mollusca; Bivalvia; Venerida; Veneridae
Exons: 1
Coding region: 1-1830 (609 amino acids)
Source: RefSeq, a predicted model, not a curated record
AUGAAAGUACUUGCAUGCGGAUGUGCAAUGAGCCAAACCAGAAACAUCAAAAUUAUUGGUACCGUUUUCAUAUAUCCGUCAAAAGGAUUAGCAAAAUAUUUCGAAGUGUAUCUAAAUGGAGAUUUCAAAACAUAUACAAAUAGUAAAGGGUCAUUUAAUAUAUUUGUUAGUAAGAAAGUUCGAAAACUUGUUCUUAGCGUACAAAAUCAAAGCGGCCGAACUACGACAAAAUUUAUUGACUUACCUGAAACGAGCGCUGGAACAGUUUACACAACUAUAUACGUUGUUGAUGUGAUAAAGACCGUUCAGAUUGAUCCGUCAAAGGAACAUGUUAUACACAUUGGUAAAUUAUCAAACGAAUCUGACGGCUCAAUUGCUGAGUUACAUCUUCAAAAAUAUUCAUUUGCUAAUUCUUUAUUUGAAAUACAAACAGGAUUGGUGGAUCUAUACAUUUCCUGUCUUGAUACAAAAACAAUUGCCGAUAUAGAUGUUAUGCCUGGGAGAUUAAGUUAUGUAAAUGAACUUGGUGAAUUAAAUCCUAUAGAAAGUUUUGGUUCAUUUCAUAUCACUGCUUUCGAUGCAAAUACAAGAAAAGUUGUUUCUGUUAUCAAAAAUAUUACUGUACUUCCUCAAACAGAAUUAUAUGAUACGAAAGAGUGGUCUUUAUAUAAAUUAAACACAGCGUUUGGUUCAUAUGAAUUAUUACCCAUAACAAAUGACACUUUCGGAUUUAUAGAUUCCAUGAGACUUAACUCUUGGUUAACAAUAGGCCGAUCUAUAUCUGUGAAUUCAACAUGCUUUUUUAAGACUCAUGUGUUCCAACACUCGACAUUUACAAUCGAAAUAGUAGAUAACCGAUACCAGUUUUAUCUACAAACAGUACAUAUUUCCACUGGCUUCUCAAAGACAUUAAGUAAUACGAUGUCACCAAGUUCAUCUUGCUUCGAAACAAUCUGUGACAAUACUAAAGGUUAUAUUGAAAUGUGGGUCAGUAAUAUUGAAACACAUUCUGAAGAGUUUCUUCAUCCAGCAAACCCAAAGUUCGUUGAUGACACUGGUUUAGAUGAACAAAAGCAAGCAUUACUUCAGUAUGCUGUUUCUAGUGAUAAUACGCAUCUCGAAAUCUUAUUUAAGAACACCAAAGAUGGUCCAUUUUUCGAUUCUGAAUCGGCAUGCUUAGCAAGCGAUACCAAUCAUUUUAAAUUCUUUUUCAAUGGCUUUGAUGAAAAUAUAUACACUUUUAGAUCAUUUUUAGAUGUUAAUUCGAAUGAUUCUAAAGAUUUACAACGAGUAAGUCAGCGUGUUUGGUAUCAAAAACGCGUUGAAGGAUAUAGGGUUUGCUUUGUGAAAGUUAAGAUAAUUAUGCAAACUGAUAAAAACAUAAUAGUACGUGUCAUAAGUUUUGGAGGAACCAAUGUAAACAUCACAAAUGUGAUUCUCGGUAUUCGGGAGGCAAUUAUAUUUCAGUCAUCAACCAUUUGCAUUGAGUAUAAAUGUAGCGGAACAAUCGAUGAGCAUGCAUCGCCUGGACAAUACGACUUUACAAGGGUCGGCAUUGAUAUGAAACAUUCGUGCUCAGUCAAAUCAUUUAGUCAGACGCUUAUAGACAACUUUCCAGAUAUUAGUACUAACAAUACAAAUUCCGGAAAUUUCUCAUUUUACGCUCCUACUUCAUAUACUCCUACAUUUGGUAUUUAUUCGUCAACAACAUCAAGUGGCGACAUCGAAUCUGCAACAGCGGAUUCAAAAGGUAAAUGCCGCUCCGGAAAAGCUGUCUAUUCGACUGACAAUCCUGAUAUUGGCGUGGCUGUUACAUUCCAUUGUCCGUAA